AUGACCCGCUCCGUCGAUUUCCCUCUCCUCCUCCUCGCCGCCACUGUCCUCUCCCUCUCACAUCUCCUCGGCGUCGCAGGGGAACGCUCCGACGAUCUGAAGCCAGUCCGACGGGAGGUAUAUGGCGGAGGGAAGAUAUUCGACAUCAGCCACCGUUACUCGCCGGAGAUGCCGGCUUGGGAGUCGUCGGAGGGAAUGGUGAAUUUCCUGCGGCUGGCGGCGAGUAUGAAGAAUGGAUCCUUCGCUAACGUAUCGGAGAUGAAAAUGUCUGUUCACUCUGGAACCCACGUGGAUGCUCCAGGCCACUUCAUUGACAAGUAUUACGACGCUGGUUUCGAUUCCGAUUCGCUUGACCUCCAAGUCCUCAACGGUCCUGCUCUGUUGGUUGAUGUUCCGAGAGAUAAGAACAUCACUGCUGAGGUGAUGAAAUCACUUCAUAUUCCAAGGGGAGUUCGUCGUGUGCUCUUCAGAACAGUCAACACCGACAGGCGGCUUAUGUUUAAGAAAGCGUUCGAUUCAAGCUUUGCUGGGUUCAUGACCGAUGGUGCCAAAUGGUUGGUUGAGAAUACAGACAUCAAACUUGUUGGGCUUGAUUAUCUUUCAUUUGCUGCUUUUGAGGAAUCACCUGCAACGCACAAGGUUAUACUUGCAGGAAGGGAUAUAAUCCCUGUGGAAGCGCUGAAGCUGGAUGAUGUAGAGGUAGGAAUGUACUCGCUUCAUUGCUUACCUUUGAGAUUGGUUGGAGCGGAAGGAGCACCAACGAGAUGCAUUCUCAUCAAGUGA
Thlaspi arvense is the source of this 783-nucleotide messenger RNA. The record is from the annotation of a GenBank genome assembly. Lineage: Eukaryota; Viridiplantae; Streptophyta; Magnoliopsida; Brassicales; Brassicaceae.